CCUUUCUUACAGAAUCUCGAUCAUGCCUUGAUCAGUGUAUCUAUACGGACCGCUACCUAGGCAUGCCGUCUUCAUCAUCAAGAAUGGAAUUCUAUUGUUAUUCCCAUAUAUGAGUAAACCCUCUUUCUUCUUUCAACCUCACAUCCUCCCUCAUCAUACACAUCACCACAUCACAUCUCCAACAUCUACCUCUCUCUCACCACCAAUCCCUCUCCAAAACAACAACGGUGGCCUGGCCCUGUCUCGCCUCCCACAUGCAGAAAAUCGACUGCUGGCAGCCAUUCGGCGACGCGACGAAGGAUGUCCCCCAAGCCCCGCCGUUUGUGAAGAAAGGCGUCCAUUACUGCCACUGUGAUCUCCCCCUUGAGCGUCGCAUCGCCGGUCCAACAUCCAAGCGGCCCGAGAGCCCGUACUGGGGAUGUGCCAAGUGGCAACCCGAGGGCCAGCACGGAGCAUACAAGGCUUGGAUCUGGGAGGGAGACAUGGAAAAUGCUCAUCGGAAGUGGGAGAGAGCGAACGGAUCUGAGCCGUGCGUUACAAAGCGGUGGCUGGCCGAGACAGCCGAAGGGAGGUGCUUCGAGGGUGGUGGGUUGGGGAAGGUUGCUGGAAACGGGAGAAAGAGACGGAGUCAGAUGGGGAAUGGGAAGGGGUUGCGCGAAAUGUUGGGUAGUAUUGACGUGAAGGCCGAGGAGGUUGAGGACGACGAUGAUUUCAUUGAUCGAGAUAAGGACACGCACUGGGGAAGGACGUCGUGGCAGCAGGUGGAGGGGGAUGGAGAGGAGGACGAGGGGGAGGAGAAAUCGACAGUAAAAGCUCACCAUUUCAUCGACUUGACUACCAGUGAUCAAGAAGAUGAGCAAUCUGACCACAGGAGGCUCAGAGCUCUUCAGAUGGAGGUAAAGGCUCUGAAGAAAGAGAACGAGGUUCUGAAGGUGGAGAACAAGGCCCUUGCGAAAGACCUGGAAGGUGAAAAGGAGGUUGUUGAGCUCAAGAACAGAGAGACUGCCAUUCUAAAUGAGAAGGUGGAGGCAAGGGAAGAUCUGAUCAGGCAGUUGAAGGGGGAGGGUGCUGUCGUUAAGAAGCAGGAGGAGUAA
Messenger RNA from Podospora bellae-mahoneyi, 1094 nucleotides. RefSeq lists its product as uncharacterized. The transcript has 3 exons. The coding region runs from base 255 to 1094 and encodes 279 amino acids. The record is from RefSeq and is a predicted model, not a curated record. Lineage: Eukaryota; Fungi; Ascomycota; Sordariomycetes; Sordariales; Podosporaceae.